GGUGUUUCAACCCGGAAGUGAGAGGCUACUCCAGAAGAUGGUGUCUUUGUUAAAGUAGAGCUUGAAUAAAAAAUAAAAAAAAGCGAUAGGUACUUUAAAUCAAAGCGAAAGCAACAUGAUAAAUAAAGUAAAUGAUAGUUAAAUGCGUAAUUACUGCGAAAAACAAGUGAACUGUCCUUGAAGGGAAGCGACAUGGACAACAGCGGCGGGUCCUACACGGACAAUCUUAUUGGGACUUUGCUGGCAAUUUUUGGAAACGUCAUCAUCAGCAUCGCCUUAAGCAUCCAGAAAUACAGCCAUGUGAAGCUAGCAGGAACUAAGGACCGUGUCUUCUACCAGACAAAAACCUGGUGGUCUGGUUUUGUCUUCAUCUGUCUUGGGGAGGGAGCCAAUUUUGUGUCUUAUGCCUUUGCCCCUCUCGCCAUUGUAGCACCUCUUAACACUGUGUCCAUCCUAACAAGCUCCAUCCUGGGCUUCAUAUUCCUGCGUGAGAAAUAUAAAGCGAAGGAGUUUGUGAAGCAGCAUGGGCUCACCUUCCUGGGUUACGGCUUCACCAUAGGAGGAACUUACCUGUUUGUAUCGUUUGGACCAAACUCUCAUGAAAAACUCGAAGCAACAAACAUCGUGAAACAUAUCGUAGGCUGGCCUGUUCUCUUGUAUUUGCUCCUGGGCAUCAUCACAUUCGCCCUGUUCUUAUACUUCUACAAGCAGCACAAUGCUAACUACCUUGUUGUUAUCCUGCUGCUGGUCGCGUUGCUGGGCUCGGUCACGGUCAUCACAGUGAAGGCCGUUUCAGGCAUGCUGGUUCUCACCCUGGAGGGCUCCAUGCAGCUCGACUACCCGAUCUUCAGCGUCAUGUUCGUCUGCAUGGUGGCGUCGGUCGUCUUCCAGGCCAGAUUUCUUUCCCAAGCGUCCAAACUGCACGACUCCUCUCAGGUUGCCUGUCUCAACUACAUCCUGUCCACCAUAUUUGCUGUGGGAGCUGGAGCUGUGUUUUAUUUGGAGUUUAAGAAGGAUGACGUCCUUCACAUCUGCGUGUUUCUGUUGGGAUGUGCGUUGUGUUUCCUCGGAGUGUUCCUCAUAACCAAAACCAGAAGAAGGAACAAGCUCUUCGAGCCGUACGUCACCAUGGAUAUGACUAACGGCGUCCCGACGAUUCAUGACAAGGGCCUGGUUGUUCAGCCGGACUUUAAUGGUUCUUUCUCCUACGGGGCUCUCGUCAACAACGAUGGAGUGGCGCCUGCUGCUCUACCAGCAAACCUGGGGCAACCUGCGGUCACCGAGAGGACGUCGGAUCCAUCUCAUGGCCAGACUGAGCUAAAGAAAGAUUGAAGCUCCGCCCCCAUCACACCGUCCAGCUACACCACUGACUCUUACGCUUUAAUUCUUGUAACACUUUAAUGAAAACCACUGAACCAAAACAUGAACUGAAGAAGGUUUCUUGUUUUAAAGACGCGUAUGAGUAAACAGAACUUUAGUGCUGGUUUAGAUUUAAGGAUGAUUUUGUUUAUGAUGAGUCCUGUCUUGAAACGGUUCCUCCUCCUCCAGCCUCCGGGAGAGUUCAGUCCUAGCAGGAAACGAAACACGAAGCUGCUUCAGAAUGGACUCGGAGCGAAUGGACUGGUGUAUGUUUUACUGCAAAGCGUGCCUACUGUGCUUCCAUGUGUGGCGUACGUUUUGAAGCUGCUUUAGACCAGUUCAAAUGUACCAAGAACUGACUGGAAGUCCUAAAACCAGAAUGAAGAAUCUCAGUGUUGCACCUUUUUUUUUUUUAUUUGUUUGUGUACAUUUUUCUUCGAUGCAUUCAAUAACAGGUCACUUUCUCAACAACCAAAAAAAAAAAAAAUCAGGUGUUACUGAGUAUAACUAGUUAUCUGUUCUCCCAUUCAAUAUUGUUUUUACUUUUAAAACCUUUAAAAGUAAAAGUAGCUGCAGAGCUUUUGAGAUUUGCCAAUAACACUGCCUCCACCUUCGUCACACAUGAACUGUUUGACUUCGCUGCCUCUUGUUCUUUGGAUUUUACCGUACGGUUCCUUCAUGUGACCAAAUGUUUGUUUGAACUUAUUGUAACACGUUUGUCCUGAUGUGCUUUUAACGUGCCUCAAACGGGAGCUUUACUCUGCAGAUUAUAGAAAGACUGCGUGACGCAAGGAGACGUUUGAUAAACAGGCAGCAAACUAAUCUGUCGGUGUGGGUUUCACUGCGUAAACUGUAUUAAGUGUUAACAAAAUGGAGCUAUAGAAAGGCUAAAUGACCGUUAAACACGUUUGAUAUUAAUUUAUAUGGCCUGUUUGCAACUUUUGCAUCAAUGUAUAAACCA
Messenger RNA from Nematolebias whitei (Rio pearlfish), 2320 nucleotides. It is a transcript of the gene nipal3, whose product is annotated as NIPA like domain containing 3. The transcript is spliced from 11 exons. Gene Ontology annotation, molecular function: magnesium ion transmembrane transporter activity. NCBI's taxonomy places the organism in Eukaryota, Metazoa, Chordata, Actinopteri, Cyprinodontiformes, Rivulidae. Gene Ontology annotation, biological process: magnesium ion transport. The record is from RefSeq and is a predicted model, not a curated record. Bases 193 to 1332 code for a protein of 379 amino acids. Gene Ontology annotation, cellular component: membrane.